This is a messenger RNA of Purpureocillium takamizusanense, 832 nucleotides long. RefSeq names its product ATPase-activating ribosome biosynthesis protein (gene RLP24). Gene Ontology annotation, cellular component: nucleolus. NCBI's taxonomy places the organism in Eukaryota, Fungi, Ascomycota, Sordariomycetes, Hypocreales, Ophiocordycipitaceae. The transcript has 3 exons. The coding region runs from base 67 to 663 and encodes 198 amino acids. Gene Ontology annotation, biological process: ribosomal large subunit biogenesis. The record is from RefSeq and is a predicted model, not a curated record.
UCGUGCCUCGCCAGGCCAGCCCAGCGGCGGUCAAGACACCCGUGUGCAGAGCUCGACACAGUCAAGAUGCGUAUCGAGCCCUGUUACUUUUGCGGGCGUCCUGCCUACCCGUCCAAGGGCAUCACCUUUGUGCGAAACGACGCCAAGUCGUUUCGCUUCUGCCGAUCAAAAUGCCACCGUAACUUCAAGAUGAAGCGCAACCCGCGCAAGCUCAAGUGGACCAAGGCGUACCGCCGCAACGCGGGCAAGGAGAUGACGGUCGACAGCACGCUGCUCUUCGGGGCGCGGCGCAACGAGCCGGUCCGCUACGACCGCGACCUCGUGCAGAAGACGCUGGCCGCCAUGGAGCGCGUCAGCGAGAUCCGCGCCCGCCGCGAGCGCGUCUUCUACAAGAAGCGCAUGGCCGGCAAGCGCGAGCGCGAGCUGGCCACGGCCCGCAAGCUCGUCGCCGAGAACGAGCACCUGCUGCCGCGCCUGCGGGCCAGCGAGCGCAAGCGCCUCGAGGAGGUGGCCGCCGAGGAGGGCCGCGACGUCGAGGAGCUGGUCGAGGAGUCCAUGGCCGCCAUGGCCUCCAAGACGAAGGUCUUUGGCGCCGAGAAGAAGAGGCUGCGGGUGCGGGACGACGGAGGCGUCGAGGAAGAGGACGACAUGGACAUGGACUAGAUGGGCAGAGGGUCGCGCUCUGCGAUGGAGUUGCUGGUGGAUUCCUCGACUCAGGGAAGGGAGAAGAGGAGGACGGAAACGUGCUUCGCAUACCCACGCCGCGAGCAUGCAGGAGCAUGGGCCGACUUUGCUACAUAGCGUUCUGGGAUCUUUCUAGAUGAUAAUGGAG